GGGAUGAUGCCGUUAUGUAAAGUACUGUGUAGAAUACAGGGUCUGGUUCCGGUCUCAAACAAAACACGCAAAGUGCACCGUUUGCAGGACAGACAGAGCUCAGAGUUACUCCCGCUGCGAGAGGAGGGCGAGCUGCGGCCUGGCUGCUCCCCUGUAGGUCAGGUAACUUGGGCGAAGGUAUGGCUACUUGCCGCCUAACGGUUUGUUCUAGCUAACUCAACGUUGCCGAAGGGCUGUGGAUCUCCCCCGAUUUCCACCAAGGCGCAAAACGAAGUUACUGCUUCGUUUCAAACGCGAACAACUGAACGGUUGCGAGGAUCCUCCAGCGAAGCGCCGAGCAUACCGAGAGGCGGCAGUGGAUUGUGGAGCUGUUUUGCUGCCUGGCUGAGUGAUUGUUUGGUUUGGAGGCGGUUCAGCUCAGCUCAGCUCAGCUCCACGCGGAAGACACCAGAGAGCAGCAGCCGAGCCAACGCAUCGUUCACCUCAGUGGGAAGCUGCAUGCUAGCUGAUUAGCACUGGGCUCACUUUAACCAUGCAGUCGCUCAGGAUUUGUGGGAUUUGAAGGCACUCGCGGAUUUUCUCGGAAAGCAUGUGAUGACCCAAGCUAGGAAAAAGGGUUCCCUCAGCCAGUGCCGUGGCGAGGGCCAUGACUAUUUAGAUGGCUGGUCCCAUGGUAAGACCAUGGGAAGAGCUUGGCCUGAGCGUUGUUUGAAAGAUGGCAAGGCUGUCAAAUCUGGGGCCAAGAGAGACAAGCAAAAAGGACAGCAGCGCAUGGAGAGAUGGAUCCAUGAUGGGUUUAAGAGCAGAGCCAGGCUGGAGAAUUUUCUGAACAAGGACAGGACCAAGACGGAUGCGGUUAAAAAAGGCAAGGCAAAAGUAUCCAAGAAGUUGAGGGAAGAGCGGAACAGGAAGCUCUACCCACUACGAGGGAGGGGUGGCACACCAGAGACUGAGGCCUUGAGCUGCCAUGUCCUACUCACCCGCCUGGAGGAGGAUGCUUUGGAACAGGGAAAUGACUUGAGUGAUGAGGAUCCAGACAUAAUUCGAAGAAGAAAUUUGCAAAAGAAGAGCAUCAAACGUAACAAAAAGCUAGAAAAAGCCAAGGAAUCAUUGUGUACACCAUCUCAAAUUAAAUCAGAACCAACGAUCAUUAAAACCCCAGUUCAGGAGCCUCGUAAGCGUCGGCUCGCCUCUCUCAAUGCUGAAGCAGUCAACAGCCUCCUGCUGGAAAAAACAGAUGCACCACAAGGCAGCAAGCUCACUAAGAAACAGCAGCAAGAGGUCCCACCUGUUGCUAUUGCAGCAGACGAUACAAAGAUUUACUCCCUUUCAAAAAGGUCUGCACAAGCCCGUAAGACUGAAUCGUGCCAAAGCCACAAGCAGGCCAAGAAAAGCAAGUCAGAGGAGAAAGAUGACAAUGAACUGAGUCUGUACGCUCCCACUCCUAGACGCCUUGCUGGACUAAAUGCUGCUGCCCUGCUGAAGCUCACAAGCUCCUCUACAGGAAACAAGCAGCGAGUGAAGGCAGACAGUAAGGAUGUUUGCGUGACAGGGAAGCAGACUAUACGGUCUAAAAGCAGGGUGCGACAGCCUAAGAAGCAAGGCAUUCAGCAGGCUUCACCACGAGGUGGCUGUGCGGUGUGCAAAAGUAGGGGAACUUUGGAGUCCAAACUGAAGUGGGAAGGGGCAACUAACCAUCACCGCCUAACAAAACCAGGGUACCAGUCUCGCAGUAUGAUGGGAUAUCCCCUUAAGGUGGUGAAAGAAGAGCAGGUGGAGACCGAUCUUAGUCCUUCUUACUUCUGCUGUCCUCCCGAGGGCUCAGUGGAAUACUGCCACAGGUUGGCACUGUUCCUGGGGCAGAAGGCCUAUAGCGAGACAGACGAGCACCCUGUGACCUCAGUGAAACGUGAAUGCCUGGUUCCUCCGUCGUCACUGGCACACCCAGCCCUCACCCUCAGUGCCCACCCAUGCCUGUGUGCAGACCCCUGCUACUCUGGUUACUACGUUCACAUCGCUCACCCUGGGCCUCCUUCUUCUAGCCUAAGUACGCAGCCUCUGCCUUGUGCACACAGCUCCCUGUGUGCCCGCAGGGUCCACGGGUCCAAACUGCUGUCCUCUUCCGUCUCCCAUGCCUCAGGAAUCCCACACCCUACCUUCUGCAAUUCGGUGGGGUCACCCUGCUACAGCGAGGGCUGCAGGGUCGGCAGCUACGCCUUCAGUGCUAUGCAGCCAGUCACCAGCAGGGCGUGCACUUAUGCCACAGGCUGCUCCAACUGCAGCCAUCAAAUCAAAACAGAAGGCUACUCUUCACCUCAAGGGGAUCACAAGUCCUCACUGCUUGUGCCACCGGCAUUGCCCCUUUCUGGCUGCCCGUUGCCCAGAGUAAGCCCAUCCUCCACAGUUCUACCACGUCUUCUGUCCACCCUCUCAGACAACAGACAGACAGAGGUCAGGCUUCAAGGGCCUAAAGAAUGCCCUCAAAGCACCAAACCAUCCAAUGGCUCCAUUGCUAGAGGGCGCUCAAAACUGUCUCCGAAACAGCCAGUGCCCAGCCCAGUAAGUGCCAAACAGCAGAAAAAGGUGAAUCGCCACCGAGCGACAAACGGCUGGCGCCCUUAUGGAGAACCUACAGAGAGAGAAGUCUUUAUCGCGGGAGACGAUGAGACUGCCCUACGUCAGUGUUAUGAAGGAGUAGAGCGAGAUGGAGAAGUGAUUCGGGUCAGAGACACUGUGCUGUUGCGCUCUGGACCAAGAAAGAAAUCCUUACCAUAUGUGGCCAAGAUAUCAGCUUUGUGGGAUGACCCCAAGACAGGAGAGCUGAUGAUGAGUCUGUUCUGGUACUAUCGACCUGAACACACGCAGGGAGGCAGGGAUCCCAGCAUGCACUGUGAGAAUGAAAUAUUUGCCUCUCGGCAUCAAGAUGAAAACAGUGUGGCCUGUAUUGAAGACAGAUGCUAUGUUUUGCCGUUAGCACAGUACUGUAGAUUUUGUGCCUUGGUAAAGCGCCGAUCAGAGGGUGUACCUGACAGCACCCCAGUGGUGCCACACCCCUCCGACAGUGCCAUCCCUUCUCACCGACUUGUGCCCGAUGAUGUUGACCCUGAGCUGGUUUACCUGUGUCGCCAUGUCUACGACUUUCGUUAUGGCCGCAUACUGAAGAACCCGCAGUAAAGGUGCAGGCUUGCGCCUCACACAUGGUGGAAAGCCUCCAUACUAAGAGGAUCCCUGUGAAACCUACUGGCCUGUUUUGUUCUAAUCAUUAUAAUUUAUUUUUGGGAAGAGAGGUUUUAAAUUGCUUUAAAAGAAAACUGAGGUCAGGAGCGUAGUCAACCACUAAAGGAACAUCCCCCAUAAUCAUGAAAAAGUGGCAGUAUCUAGGGUGAGCGCUAUAGAAAAGCAAGAAUAACAGCUUUGCAUCUUAAUUUGAUUUUGUUUUUCUUUAAUCUUGGAUAGAAGGUGAAUUUUUUUGUCUAUCUCUUCAGUGAUUUGUCUUGUACACUGGACUAUGACACUGGCAAAGGGAGAUGAAGAUUCUGAACAUAAUCAAAAAAUCCUUUUAUUCAAAGUGUGACUUAAAGGGGGACAAAUCUAGGCUCAUCUCGGAGAAUGUAAAGCUUCAAUUUGGUGGAGUCUAGAUUUGAAUAUUUUUUGUUGUUGGGAAGAACAAGAGGAAGUGGACAAAUCAUACUCUUGCUUGUGGAGGAUCUUCUGUUCCUCAUUUUCUUCUGUAAGAGAGUGGAGAUCUACUAUUCUCCCAUUUAAUGUAGUGGUGAAGGAAGUAGAGCCACAAUGAAAUAUCAGUCAAUGGAGUUGUCCACCCUGUUCAUUCUUCUCCGUGUCUUGCCUUAUUACUUGCAGGUAGCUCUGUAGGCAGCUAGUUUGACCCAGUCCUCUAAGAACGCCACUUCUGUAAUAAAAUAAACCAAAGGUCAGCACAGUGUUAAUCACCAUUCUCACUAGUUAAAAGCCCCAGUUUCUGCAGUAUCUGCCUGUGCUCUCUAAUGCCAUAGAUUGGAAAAAGUGAUUCACAUUUGUUGUUGUUUUGUUUUUUUUAGAAGUUUUAUAAUAUAUUGAAUUGAGGCACUCAAGACAUAUAACAAAUAUAUUUUAAAUAUUUAUUUGACAAAAUCCUGCCUGUGCCCAUUUUCCCUCGCUUCUAGAAACCCUAGUGAAAUUGCACUAAUCCAUUCUUUUGCUUUAUUGUUUUUCCUUUAUUAAUCUCUCUUGCUCUGCUGCUCUUCUUACUUUACAUAUUAGCCUAUGGCUCUGAUUCUAUCAACACUGUUUAAUCAGGAAGGGAACAUGCAAGAAUAGUGUCUUAAAGCACUCGUAUUAUGUAGAGCAGAAUAAAAGUAGACGAAUAACAAAUCUCAACAUAAGAUGACCAUGCAGAAGGCUUUGUUGUGCAAGUAGUCUUUAGACUCUGAAAGUGUCUACACAAAGCAUGGAAAAUGUAUGGCUAAACUGUUGUCUCAAAAUUUGUAACAUUUCUGUGAUGCUCCGUGGCUACUGCUCUUUGUUUAAUGCUACAUCUGUUGUAAACAUGCCUACUUUCCUCCUACAGAGGUGCCACAGUAGUCUUGAGUGAGAUUUUUCAGUUCAAGGAUUAGAAAAGUCCCUUCUGGGGAUGCAUGUUGAAGGUGGGAGGAAUUUUUGAAAAACUACAAGAGCUGGUACAGGCUGUUGGAAAUUUUUGGAAUUUGGAAAUUUUUUGUUGUUGUUAGUUGGCUACAUGACAGCAACAUAUUCAUGGCUAAUUUUGGGCCAGAAUGCCCUUUUAAGUACAUUUACUUUGUAAUGCUCCAGUCUUUCCUCAACUUUCAGUUAGUAAUGAGAUUCGAAAAGAUAUAAACUAAGUCAUUUAACUGUCCAGCCUCAUGUUGUGGCAUCACAUGCCAGACCAAGAGUUUUAAUGGCUGGUAAAAACCUUUAUCUAAAGCACUCACACAAAGGACAAAUAGUCCUUAGUACAGUCCUAGUCAUAUGGAGGAUCUGCAAUACAUGAUAAGCUCAUUUUUCAAGUCUAUGCAUUUAAAUCCUCUAUGGCUCUCUUAUGUUCCAGAUUUGCUGGUUAUUUUAUUAUUGUUUGGCUUGAGCUAACGGGCAGCCAAAUUGACACCCUUCAAACAGCCUCCUUUAUCAGCUAAAGUAAAUGCAUAUUGAUCCUUGCAUUCUAAUGAAUAUAUAAAUAUCACAAAUUGUGUUGAUUGAAUCAGAGCCUGUGCUCUGAGAUAAAAGCCUAAUGAGUUUUUCUAACAAUCCUCCAAGCACUGAAUGAAAGAAUAAUAAUCAGCUCUCCUUUAGUAAAUAUUGCACCUUCUGUAUGUGUGUACCCAGCAUUCAUAGCAAAGCUCCCGGCUAUUUGAAAUCAUUUUCCAUGCCUGAAAUCUAAAUAAGAUCAGGAAUGCUCUAGAAUAGGCUUUCUGUUUUCUUAAACCACUAACUGUAAACCAUAUCCAUGCUUAUAUAUUAAUUAUUCAGAUGUUGAAAUGAUGUACAGUGGUACUAGAAUUUCCUCGUAAAGGUAGUUUAGAUGGCUUUCCAACAGUACUAUAUAUAGUAUAUAUAAGUGUAUGUUUUUUAAUGUAUGCAGAAAACCCAGAACUCGUUUCAUUCCAUUGCAUCAUUGGCAUAGAUGUUGCUGCAAUUAUACCUUGAUCAGCAGGUCUUCUAAAAAAAGAUUCUAUUAAUAAUAUUGUGGUUUAAAUGAAAAGUUUUUGAUCCCAUAUUUGUAAACAAAAGUGUUUCUCUGUUUUUCAAUUUGUCCUGGAAACAUGAGAUAUUUUAUUAAGUCUAUUUCUAAAGGUAGAAUAUGCAAUAUAUUUUUGGGACUAUUUUUGAGGAUUCUAUUUAAAUCAAAGUCCUUAUAUUGUUUUAACUAAUUACAAAUUGUUUUGAUGUGGAUCAUAAAUUGAAAAUAAUAGUAACCAAAUAGACAUGAGCUGAAACACAGACAGUGUUUAAUUUUAUAAUUUUAUUAGUUUAGAAUCCAAAGGUGGAGUACAUGAGAGCCAUCAAUGGGGAAAAAAGAGUGAUAUGUACAUAGAUUAAUUAUUGAAGAAUCGCCAGACCAUCUUUCAAAUGAGAUAAAAUGUUGCACAAUAUGUUUUUAGUACUUAUGAGACAUGUAACUAUAUUUAAAGAAGUUAUUUAACAUUUGAGUAUACAAACUAUAUAGAUGAUCUAUCUAUAUUUCAAAUAACAAGUCAUCUUAGUCGAAAAGUGUUUUCAAGUGCUGUUGCAAUAUUUGUGGUCAACGAGCGCCAUAGAUUUUUUUUUUUAAUUGUUGAGGAUUGAUUUGCUUUUUAUUUAAGUUAUGAAGUCUUCAGUUAAAUAACUUAAAGUUACAGUUGUAUUUAUGGAGACUUGGAGUUGGCAUCAAGGGGUAAAGACCAAAGCACACUCUUCUACUGGUGCCCCUUUUGUGUGUAUAUUGCAUAUAUGUGGGGCAGCCUCAGCAACUCGGAACUGUACAGUCCUGCUGCUGUCAUUGCAGAGCGACUUCUGUCACCAGACCUUAGUCAGAUAGAGGUACUUGAAUUAUCAGUUGCUGUGAAUCAGUUUCAUAGUAUCAUAAAUGUACAUUUACAUGUGGCCUUUUCCCAUUCACUGUAAGUCGUUUUGGUUUGGUUUGCAGGAAACAAGCCAAAUAUCACUUAAUUGAUCUAGUACAUGGUAGGACAGCUAUGUAAACUGUAUUCUGAGUACAUAUUUGACCAAGAACAGCAGGUGAUGACAAACCGAGUCUGCUGUCUUUAAUUUCUAUAUUUCUAAAAGUUGUUUUAUACGAUAUUGGUUGAUCGCUACAGAGUCGUCUCUGAGGCUUCUUGAACACUGUAUUACCAGCAUGUGCUUGGAAGACCUUCAGAGCUAAAUGGCUCCUCAUGGAAAGCCCACGCGUCCAUUUCCGGAGGGUGGUUAACUGACCCGGUUAUGAGGGGAGCUUGAUCUAAGUCUUUGGCAAAUAUCAUAUAUCUAAUCUUUAGACAGAUUUUUCAUGAAGAAUCAAGUUUAUUGGGAGCCAAAGUGGCUGGUUACAUGUUGAAUGGCUGUAUAAACACUUAAGGACAUGGAAUCCCUCUGUAUCAUGGAGCUUGACCGCUUCUCUGCGGUGAAGAAUUGUAGCUGUGGUUCUGUAUGUUUCAGAAUUCCUUUUUAAACCGUAACCACAAUGACCAAAAUCAAGAGAUGUUUUGGGUUUUUGUUUUUGUUUUUUUGGAUUUCCCUAUCUUGACCAAUACUAAGAAUUCCAUUUCUUUGCUCUCUGUGUUAUUAGGUUAGUGCUUAUUGCUAACAUAUAUUUUGAUAGAGUGGGAGAAUGAAUAAAAAGUUAUUUUUGAAUGGGGAUGGGGGGGGGUAUGUUUUUGUUUCUGUCGCUUUGUCAUGCACUCUGUUUUUUUUUUUGUUUUUUUGUUUGUUUUGUUUUAAUGACAACAAGAAUCCCUGCUGAUUAUUGUUCAAUUGAAAGAGUAUUUAUAAAACAUUCUUUUGUUAAAA
Molecule: messenger RNA, 7500 nt
Organism: Colossoma macropomum (tambaqui)
Lineage: Eukaryota; Metazoa; Chordata; Actinopteri; Characiformes; Serrasalmidae
Product: bromo adjacent homology domain-containing 1 protein
Exons: 7
Coding region: 595-3174 (859 amino acids)
Molecular function (GO): chromatin binding
Source: RefSeq, a predicted model, not a curated record